UAGAAAUCGUAAAACGUUUUUUGUCUGAGUUUUGAAGAAAAAUUGAGAAACCGAAAGCUCAAGACGAUAUUUGUCUAUCUACGGUUUGAACUGGUAGAUAAAGGAUGUCGUCAAGGAAACGACAUGACAGCUCUUCUGCAUCAGAUUCAUCCUCGAAUGCAUCAGCAAACGAAUCUGACAGUGAUUCCGAUAGCAGCCGAAGUUCGUCUGGGAACAAGGGACGAGACAGGAAGCGUAACUCUUGGCGAACAGCAGAGAGAAAGGCCAUCUCUCCAGUUCGCAUUGCGAAGGAUUACGGUGGAAGUGAAAGCGGGGAAAUCACAAGUAGUGAUGAAGAAACAGUGGGAAAAUCUCUGAAGAGUUCAGUGCAGAGACCAACUCGAGCAGAAGGAGAAAAUAAAAUAACUUUUUCUGAAGAUAAAAGUGAUGAACAGGAGUCUGAAGAUUAUGACGACAGGAAGGGUUUGAAAGAGAGGAGAAAUCAAGCUGAGGAGAAUGAGGACAGAGGUGGGAGGAUGGAUCAACGCAAGUCGAGGAUGGAGGGCAGGGAGGAUUACGAAAGGUCAGAGGCUGGUCAAGGUGACAGCAGACAGGACAGAGGUCAGAGGUCAAGGUCACCAGAAAUCAAGGAAUAUAGGCGGGAGCGAGACGUCCGUCAGCAAGAAAGGAAUGACGACAGAGGAAAAAGAAAUGAGGACCGAAGGAGGAGGAGGAGUGUGGAUCAUCAGGAGUCUGGAGGUCGACGCAGAAGUAGAAGUCGUAGCAGGGAGCGCAACAGAGGAAGUGAUAUGGAGAAAGACAGAGGCAGAGAUCGUAGGGACAGGGAUGGAGAUCGGCACAAUGAUAGACAGCGUGACAGAGAAUACGACAGGAGGAGGGGCCGUGAAGGAGACCGGAGCAGAGGGAAUCGCGUUGGAGACCAGGAUAAAGAAAACAGGGAUUCGUCGGAUCGUCGACGACAAGCUAAAGCAGACAACCAGGAGGCAGAUGUUCGGCCUGAAAGAAAGAGACCGUCUGAGGAGUCUUCAAGACAGGAACCAGCUGGAAAAAGAGCUCAAGAGGAAACUAGCCAGGAACAACCUCCAGCCAAGAAGUCGAAAGCGGACGACACUCUAGCAACACGAACAGGAGGAGCAUAUAUUCCCCCGGCCAGAUUGCGCAUGAUGCAGGCGCAGAUUACAGACAAGAGCAGUGUGGAGUAUCAGAGAAUAGCCUGGGAAGCUCUAAAGAAGAGCAUCAAUGGUUUGAUCAACAAAGUGAACACGUCAAACAUCAUAGAGAUUGUGAGAGAACUUUUCCAGGAAAACAUCGUCAGGGGAAGAGGUUUGCUGGCCCGUUCAGUCAUCCAGGCCCAGGCUGCCUCCCCCACCUUCACAUCAGUGUACGCCGCCCUGGUGGCCAUCAUCAACACUAAGUUUCCUCAGAAUGGCGAGCUAAUACUGCGACGAUUGAUCAUCCAGUUCCGAAGAGGAUUCCGCAGAAACGACAAGAAUGUGUGCUUGUCCUCAACUCGUUUUAUCGCUCACCUGGUCAACCAGCAAGUGGCCCACGAGGUGCUAGCUCUGGAAAUCUUGACUUUACUGAUGGAAACACCGACGGAUGACUCAGUAGAAGUGGCAAUUGGCUUUCUCAAAGAGUGUGGUCAGAAACUGACUGAGGUGUCUCCAAGGGGGAUAAAUGCUAUAUUUGAGAGGCUUCGUACAAUUCUACACGAGGGGGAGAUAGACAAGAGAGUGCAGUACAUGGUAGAGGUGAUGUUUGCCAUCAGGAAAGAUGGUUUCAAGGAUCACCCAUCUGUAGUGUCUGACCUUGACCUUGUGGAGGAAGACGAUCAGUUCACACAUCUGCUCACCCUGGAGGAGGCCGGACAGGCAGAGGAUAUCCUCAAUGUCUUUAAGGCUGAUCCUGAUUUUGUUGUCAAUGAGGACAAAUACAAGACUCUGAAGAAAGAAAUCCUGGAUGAGGACAGCUCUGAUGGAGAGUCUGGAAGUGGUAGUGGAGAGGACAGCAGUGACGAGGAUGAAGAGGCAGAUGAUGAGGAAGAGCAGCAGAAGAUCAUUGAUCAGACCGAGACGAAUCUCGUGGCGCUGCGUCGGACCAUCUACCUCACCAUACAGUCCAGUCUCGACUUCGAGGAGUGUGCCCACAAAAUCAUGAGGAUGGAGCUUAAACCAGGCCAAGAGGUGGAAGUCUGCAAUAUGAUACUGGACUGCUGUGCUCAACAGAGAACUUACGAAAAGUUUUAUGGACUUCUGGCUCAGAGAUUUUGUCAAGUGGAUAAGAAAUUCAUCGAGCCAUUUCAGAACAUUUUCAAGGAACAGUACGAAACCAUUCAUCGCUUGGAGACCAAUAAACUUCGUAACGUGGCUAAAUUUUUCUCACACCUCCUACACACAGAUGCCAUAGCUUGGGGAGUGCUGAGCUGUGUUCAUCUCAACGAAGACGACACAACAUCAGCGAGUCGAAUCUUUGUCAAGAUUCUGUUCCAGGAAUUGUCUGAAUACAUGGGAUUACCCAAACUCAAUGACAGAUUAAAAGAUCCAACUCUUCAGGUGUGGUUUGAAGGUAUAAUGCCGAGGGACAAUCCCAAGAACACAAGAUUUGCCAUCAACUUCUUCACCACUAUCGGCUUGGGAGGAUUAACGGACGACUUGAGAGAGCACCUGAGAAAUCUGUCCAAACAGCUGAUGCAGCAGAAACAGUUAGCCGAGCCGGAGUCUGAAUCUUCCGACUCCUCUGAUAGCAGUUCAGGCAGUGACUCCUCCUCUGACUCUUCCUCUGACUCCUCGGACUCUGAUGACAGCAGUGACUCCAGCUUGGAAUCUGAUUCAGAUUCUGACGAUGAAAGAUCAAAGAAGAAAAAGAAGAAAGUUUCCCCAGCGAAGAACAACAAAGGCAAAGAGAAGCAGGGACCAGUUGCUAAUGGCCUCGUUAGAGACUCUGACAUUUUUCCUGACCAGCGUGAUAGCUAUUCUGAUCCCUGGGAUAGACAGAGAAGGCCUAAUGACAAGAAGGCAGGACCCAAAGACAAAACUUCAAGGUCAGGUGACAAGAGUUCAGGGUCACGUGACAAAAACUCAAGGUUGGAUAACAAGAGGUCAAAAUCAAAGGACAAGAGUUCAAGGUCAGAGAAGAAUUCAAAGUCAUACGACAAACAUUCCAAGUCAGUUGACCCGAGGUCAGAUGACAACCAUUCACGUGGAAAUGACAGAGGGUCAAGGUCAGAUGAAAAGCUUUCAAGGUCAAAUGAUAAGAUUUCAAGAUCAAGUGACAAACAGUCCUCCAGAAAAGAGCAAAAGAGUUCAAAGUCAAAUAACAUUUCAAGGUCGUCUGACAAAUAUUCUGCGGUAGGUGAAAAGGAAAGUUCGAGAAAACCAAAACACAAGCGAAAAGAUGAAGAGAUAAGUGGGGAUAGUGAAUCAGAGGAGAGUGUGGACUCCGAUGAUUCCAGUGAGGCUGAGGAUUAUGGGAAAGAAAGGGAGGAGAAAGGACUUGAUAAUCGAAGAGACGAUAGGUCCAGGGAUGCUUCCAGCAAAUCUAAAGGAGACCAGCGUGAUAGGGGAGAUGGUUAUGAGGAUGCGAGGGAAGAGUUAAGAGAGGACAGAAGAAAGGAUAGACUUAGAGAAGACAGAUAUGAUAGAGGUGAUAGACAAGUAGAGAAGGAGAGACGAAGAGAUAGGGGUGAUGUGAUAGAGAGGCUUUGGGACUCUGGAAGACAGCGAGAUAAUGACCGUGACUAUGCGAGACCCAGAGAUAAUGGACGAGAUUCAGAUCGGUACAGAGAUAACAGACGUGACCCUGAGAGGUACAGAGAUAACGGCCGUGACUCUGAAAGGUACAGAGAUAGAGAUUUCGAUAGGUCCAGAGUUAAUGACAGAGAAUCUGACAGGUACAGAGAUAACGGCCGAGAACCAGAGAGAUCCAGGGAUAAUGGCCGGGAUGCUGGUAGAUCCAGAGAUAAUGAUACAGAUUUCAAUAGGUACAGAGAUUCUGAUAGACAUAAGGAUAACGGACGCGACUCAGACAGGGAUAGAGAGUACGAUAGGUACAAGGAUAGUAGAGCUAAAGAACCCCGGGACUCUAGGGGAAGGCGUGAAGAAAAUUCUGAACGUCCAAGGAUAUCUUCGCGUCGGAGAUAAACAUGAAUUCAACGGGUUCUUUGGUGCAAGCUAGGUACAUUUUCUUUUUAUCAUAUCGCACCAAUGUGGUGGCUGUGAGUUAACGUCUAGCUCAUGCUGGAUUCCUCUCCAGCCGUACGUGGGAAGGUCUGCCAGCAGCCUGCAGAUGGUAGUGGGUUUCCCCCUGGCUCUACCCGGUUUCCUCCCACCACAAUGCUGGCCGCCAUCGGAUACGUGGAAUAUUCUUGAGUAUGGCGUAAAACAUCAGUCAAAUAAAUAAAAAUAAAUUUCAUCAAUCAGAUGUUAAAUUUGUAUGAAACAGAUUGGUUUAAUAUUAUUUGUUGCAUUUCCUAAAUGGUUAAUACUGAUGGAGUUCAUUCCUGCCAUUCAUCGUUUCUUCACAGUGCAUUAGAACUCUGUUGUACAUGUACUGAACGUAGUGAGGAGGAGGUAACAUGCCUUGCAGAUUGCUUGGACCUGUAUUAUAUAUGUAUUAAAGUAAAAGAAAGUUAAAAUAUGAAGUAAGGUACAGCGUAUGAACAACUAAAAACUAUGUGUAAAAAUACUUUUAUUCAUUUUUUCAGAUUUUUUUUUAAGAGUGCUGAAAGGCAUUCAAAUAUGUGAAUACUAUGGUGGGUUUUAUGAGCCAUAUUGAUGGUAUCAAGGAUCUCUGACGUCUGACGUCACCUUUAUUCCUGAUGUUCACCAGAAAGAAGGAAUUUUGGGGAAUAUUAUUUCAGUAAUCUUUUAUUCAAGGGUGAAAAGAGUUAUUCCAACAUUCAUUGUCAUGAUAAGAGUUGGAAAAACUUCCUGUGAUGUCAAAAGUUCUCUGACAGCAGGGUCUGUAAAGCCCACCUUAGAAUUCAAAUGUUUGAAUGCCUUUAUCUCUUUUCACGAAAAUCUAAAAAUUUAUGAUAAUAUAUUUAUGCAUAGUUUUAAGUUGUGCGUAUGAUGAACCUACUUCGAUUUUUGGGUGUCUUUUCCUCUAAAGAGCAAUCUUGGUGCAGGUAUUCAAAAGCUUCUCGAGGGUUUAAUUUGACUUAAACCUGGUCGUAAUCCGAGGGUUCAUUAGAAGGCAAUUAUUAGCUACCUGCAGCCUGCUACUUCCGCAAAAAAAUACCGACCUACCCUGACCAAAGGUGCUAUUUUGUUUCAUUUAACGGGGGAACUUACAAAACUUAUAACUGUAUCAAGACAGUCCAAAGCUGUGAACUCACUUGUUCCUUCCUUUAUUAUGUCACAAUUAUCAGUCAGAGUAUGUGUGCUCAUAAAACGUAUAUUACAUACACACGCACUGCAACGUCACAGAAGAAAACGGUGCGUUCUGCUGUCAUUUUAACCUUCAGGGUAGCCUUGUAUUCAAAAAGAUGAUAAAGCCCUGAUAAAUAUUGAUACACUGUUGAACAACAGGCUUCUGGGAUUUCUGGUAGUAUUGUACUCGUAAGUACGUAUUGGCUUAGCUGUUCACAUGUAAGUUAUGUUCUUUACAUGCCCUGUUUUCUGCUGUUCUCAAAUCAGAUACAUGUACACUGUUACACAUAUUAAGUGCAGACCUUUCUUUUUUUUUCAAGCAAAACCAAGUGUCAUGUUUGUUAUAGUGGUAACAUACAUGUAAUACCGUUUGUGUAGGAGUUAGUGUGAGUUAUCAACAGGUUUCUAACACUAUUGUGCCAUGUGAAAAUCACCUCUGACAAAGCAUUCCCAAAGCAGCAUUACUCCUAGCAUUAUUUCAAUACCGUAUUGCAUAGCAUUGUUUGGUAAGCGGGUAGCAUUGCCUCUAACAUUUGUUUCCUAAGCUACAUGUACAUGUAAUAUUGUUUUCCGAGCCAGUGUUGCUUCUGGUUUGCCCACCCUGGCCAAUAUUGCUUGUUUAUAAAGUUCUGGCAUUGUUUUCUGAGCCAUUACUGCUUCUAGUUUGUCCUCACUGGCCAAUAUUGCUUCUUAAAGUUCCAGCAUUGUUUUCCAAGCCAGUAUUGCUUCUGGUUUCUUCUCCCUGGCCAAUAUUGCUUCUUUUAGUUCCAGCAUUGUUUUCCAAGCCAGUAUUGCUUCUGGUUUCUUCUCACUGGCCAAUAUUGCUUCUUUUAGUUCCAGCAUUGUUUUCCAAGCCAGUAUUGCUUCUGGUUUCUUCUCACUGGCCAAUAUUGCUUCUUUUAGUUCCAGCAUUGUUUUCCAAGCCAGUAUUGCCAGUUUCACGUACGGUAGGAUAUACAUAUUUACAGCUCUUGGGGAAACGGUUAGUGAAGACGUAUAAAUAUUCACGUAGUUACGUGUCCAGAACGCAACAAGGAGUUUGUGGGAGCAUGCCAUGUUGUGAAUUCACCGCGGCUUUCUUCAACACAACACAAUGGGAAACCUCUCCUGCCUAAAUAACUAUGGCCAAAGCUUUAGUUGUUCAUUCCUGCCUUUGCAAUGAUGUUUAGCGGGCAAACUCAUUUAAUUGCAAGAGAACAGUGGCCAAGUCAACGUAAAACCCAGUCCAAACUGCGCGGAAAAACGUACCCAGUUAUAAAUCUCUCUACGGCACAUACUUUGACUUAUACCCUGCAAGCUUGUCAACUUAACUUCUGAUUGAGCAACCCACUUUAUUUACCUCCAAGUUUUGAAAGCAGUCCACAAUCUCAAAGGGAGUGAACUUUUAUAAUAUAUACUUGAAAAGUUUUGUUACCGUCGCCUUGUACCUAAAAUGUGUACAUGUAGACGUGACUUCUGUUUGAGUACUGAGUAGCUGGCUGUACCAGCCCUUAUCAUUUUCACCUUACACUCAGUAAAGACUGAC
Molecule: messenger RNA, 6894 nt
Organism: Liolophura sinensis
Lineage: Eukaryota; Metazoa; Mollusca; Polyplacophora; Chitonida; Chitonidae
Product: pre-mRNA-splicing factor CWC22 homolog
Exons: 20
Coding region: 105-4139 (1344 amino acids)
Biological process (GO): mRNA splicing, via spliceosome
Cellular component (GO): catalytic step 2 spliceosome
Molecular function (GO): protein binding; RNA binding
Source: RefSeq, a predicted model, not a curated record